AUGGCGGAAUCGAAAAUUCCCAGCCUCCAGCAGCGGCCAUGCAGUUAUCUCAGGGCGUUGAACAUAUGGAAAUGGUCCCUCGUACCGAUUGCAGUGCUAUGCUGUCUUCUAUGGGUGUUUGUAAUUGCUGCUAGCAUCUUCUCGGCCGUUUAUGAGAAAAAUGCUAGUUCCGGGGGCGAUUAUCCCCCGAUUCGAUGGAACGAUACGCUGGAAGACUGUGAUCCAGGACAGAUAAUCUGGCUGUUUAUCCCCAUUGCAAUCGAGACAUUCCAUGUUCCAAUCCAACUAUGGCUUUAUACUAGGGAUCUAUUGCAUCCCAUCGCUGCUCUGGUGCUAUCGUUCUGCUUCAUGGGACUGUGGGUGUCCUUCUCCACCCUGGCUCCGUUAAUCGAUGCUUGUGUCGAACGGACAUUCCCGGAUGCAUGGUAUGGCCUGUUCUGGACUCGACAGGUGACAGGAUAUCUGAUCACGCUGCUAUACCUGGUUUAUUUCGGAUUCUCCUGCGCCGCAGUCCAUCAAUGGAGGAGGGACAAGAAAGCGGUGGACGGGAACUUGAGUGACGGUGAUAUCGAAAUGAAAGCGUGA
Messenger RNA from Nannizzia gypsea CBS 118893, 585 nucleotides. RefSeq lists its product as hypothetical. The transcript has 2 exons. The record is from RefSeq and is a predicted model, not a curated record. NCBI's taxonomy places the organism in Eukaryota, Fungi, Ascomycota, Eurotiomycetes, Onygenales, Arthrodermataceae. Bases 1 to 585 code for a protein of 194 amino acids.